Molecule: messenger RNA, 5657 nt
Organism: Thalassophryne amazonica
Lineage: Eukaryota; Metazoa; Chordata; Actinopteri; Batrachoidiformes; Batrachoididae
Product: arf-GAP with GTPase, ANK repeat and PH domain-containing protein 1-like
Exons: 20
Coding region: 1005-4586 (1193 amino acids)
Cellular component (GO): nucleus
Molecular function (GO): GTPase activity; GTPase activator activity; protein binding
Source: RefSeq, a predicted model, not a curated record
CAGGGAGAGCAAAGCAGGAGCUGCACAUAAAUUGCUCUGGAGGAAGAAGAGAGGAGAGACUGAGAAGAUGCACUAGCAGGAGAGGGCUGUGGAUUUUUUUCUUCCCUCCCCCUUCCUUUCCUCUUUCUUUGUUGUCAGCACGGAUGCAAACCUGACCAUGGAAGAGGACUACCGUUGCUGCCUCUGCGAGCAUCUCUCCUGUUCUCCUGAUCUGAUUCCAGCAUAGAGUCAGCGGUGUGGCACGCUAGCGGGAGCUAGCAGGAGGCUGUGUGGCAGUGUGAAGAGGAAAAAAGGAGGAGGGGCUGCAUUGAGCUGGUGGGCUUCCUCUCCCUCACAGACACAUUUUAUUGACUUGCUAAUUGGAUGAGGCGCUGAGGAUGCAGUGACCGAGAGCAGAUGCUCUCCACUGAAGAUACACUGUUUCCUGUGUUGCAUAAAUCCGGCGACUUGAUUUCAUUUUUCUCGGGAUGUAACGGAUGUUUUACAGCCGCUCACGUUGACCCUCUGACUGUUGCGUUGAUAAUUUUAUGCAUGACAUUGUGGAAUGGAGGCUCCAGCUGCCAGAUGCUUCACGACAAGUGAAAGAUUUCAAUUUUGAUGCUUUUUCGGCCGAUUCCACCUGUUGUUUUUCCACCCCUUUGGAAGAAUCCAUUGAAGCUUUUUCUAAGGCUUUUUUUUUUUCUUUUGAUAUGCCGUUUGAUGAUGUGGUAAUCUGAUGCUGAAAUCAAUUAAUGUGUGCACAAACAGAAUGUACAAGCAGCUGUGUAAUGGAUAUUCUGCAGGGAAAAUGACGGCUUGUCCCACAUUCAGUAAGGGCUUAAAAGCUUAAAGAAAGUGGUGGGAUCCUCCUGAAGUCCUCACACAAGACAGAACACGGUCUGAUCCUGAUCUGCGAUGUUCUUUCUCUUCUGCCUCAGCCUUCAUCCUGGUUGCCAUGACUGAGAUUUUUUGCUCCAGCUAGGUCAGACAGCAGGUGCCACUGUGCGCUACAGUCUGCCAUCCCAAUGAGCAAGGCAGCCAACCCCCAGAGACGCACAACCUACCUCAUUUCCCUCACCCUGGUGAAGAUUGAGGCUGUGCCAGAGGAUGGAGAAGUACAGAAGGAGGCCCUGCCAGAGGGGGAAGGGACUCCUAAGCGUGAGGAGGAAGCACCCAAAUGUGCAGAAGUGGUGGCGAAAGAGCGCGCACAGCCGGAUGAAAUGGAGCAGGUAACGGUGAAAUGUGACAGUCCUGUUGAGAUCCGGAGUGAGCCUGAGGGAGGUGACGCUCAUGCAAACUUAAAACACGGUGCAACAGUUGGUAAAAUCAAAGACACUACUUUUGUGCAUCCGCCUGUCAAACAACUGGUGAGGGCGUAUGGAACCAACACUGAGGGAGGGGUGCGCAGAGAGGGCCCUCGGUCAGAUGUCCUUCGCCCAAAGACGGAGCUGUACAGGGAGCCCCCCUCGUUAUUCCAGAAGGGUGAAAAUGGAGCAGACUUGAGCAGCCGCUCACGUUCCAGCCUCCCCUUUUCCAUCCCACCGCAGGUCAGCCAGCGUCCUGAAGUCGUGAUGAGGUCGCACGCGGGAGGCAACACCGCAUGCUGGAGGGAUCUCAGAGAGGCCAACCAGAGUUUUUUCACCUCUGGUAAGACUUUGGAUCGCAGGGACAAUCGUGUCGGGGACCAGUCCCCGUUAAUGGCAGCUACUACUUUGGGGCCUUACAGAGCAUCCUGGGCCGCAAGUGAUGGGAGGGGCACACUCAUCCGCCCGGGGGCUCCCGUAAGUGGAGGAUUUACGAGUGUAAUGAGCAGAGACAGCCCUCAGCGGGAGCGGUUUAAGACAGUUUCUGCAUCCUUACCUGCCCCUCCUGCUGCAGAGGUGACCAGGCCUCAGAGGAAAGGUACAAGCCGUACCCUGGACAACAGUGACCUACAUUGUCUGUCUGAAGACCUCAGGCAAGGGAAGCAGGGAGGAACAACCCAGCGAGCUCCUCCUAGGGACCGCAAGAUGCUCAAGUUUAUUAGUGGAAUUUUCACUAAAAGUACACCUGUGCCGCCCAGUGCUGCCCCUCCCCUCUAUACAGCUGUGGAGAGGGGUUCCAGUGAGGAGGAAGCUGUGUACACGAGCAGUCAGGAAUGGACCAUCAGCCAAAUGGUACAAGAGCUUCACCUGGGUGUCGUGGGAGGUCUGUGCAGUGGGAAGUCUGCUCUGGUCCACAGACACUUGACGGGCAGUUAUCUUCCACUGGAGAAUGCUGAAGGACGUCAGUACAUUAAAGACGUACUUAUUGAUGGACACAGCCACCUGUUGAUAAUCAGAGAGGAAACUGAGCUCCCAAGUGCUCAGUUUGCUGCCUGGGUGGAUGCUGUCAUUUUGGUCUUCAGUUUGGAAAAUGAGGCCAGCUUCCAGGAAGUUUACAAAUUCUACCACCAGCUUGCUCUCCACAGGCCUGUUAGCGAGAUACCGUUUGUCGUGGUGGGCACUCAGGAUAAGAUCAGCAGCAGCAACCCCAGAGUGAUCGACGAUGCCAGGGCCCGACAACUCUGCUCGGAUGUGCGACGCUGCACUUAUUAUGAAACCUGUGCCACAUACGGGCUCAAUGUGAACAGAGUCUUCAACGAUGCUGCUCAGAAGAUCAUGACAGCCAAGAGACAAGCUGCUCUUCUCGCCUCCUGUAAAUCUCUGCCGAACUCCCCCAAUCAUUCUGGAGGCUCCACUCCAGUGUCAGGAGUCUUUCCUGGUCAGGCCAGUAAUGGCGGUCAGAGCAGCGACUACUCCUCAUCACUUCCCUCCACGCCUGUGAUUGGUCAUAAAGACACAGCAAGAGGAGACAAACAGGACAGUGCCACACCUGGAUCAAUCCGCAGUGCCACCCGGAGACGUACUCCACGUUUUGCGGGCCGGAGAGGCAGUGAUUCAAACAGAAGGAGUGUAGACAGUAAAGGUGAUCUGGGCAUUGGACGCUCCAUUCCCAUCAAACAGGGCAUCUUGCUGAAGCGCAGUGGGAAUUCGCUUAAUAAAGAGUGGAAGAAGAAGUAUGUCACGCUGUCCAGCGACGGCAUACUGUCCUAUUACUCCAGUGUCAAUGACUACAUGUUGAAUGUCCCUGGGAAAGAAAUGGACCUGCUGAGAGUGACGGUGAAGGUGCCGGGAAAGAGGCCGCCUCGUGCCGUACCCACGUCUGGCCCUCCUGCUGGGCUCAAUGGGCAGGUCAAAGAUGUGCUCGGACCUGAGGGUGUCAGCCAAGUCCCUCUGAGUACCAGCAGCCUCCUGCACAUGGAGGAAAUGGAAGGUCUGAGCGGAGCGCUGUUUCUGCAGAGUAACAGAAGAGUGCAGCGAUGCCCGUCAACACUGUCUAACCAUGCUCAAAGUGUCGACUCUGCAUUUGAGGGCGUAUCCAGCUCCUCAUCUACCAAAGAUGUAGGCUCCGCCUCCCCGCUGACAGACAGAAAGAAGCAUCGCAGAAAGAAGAGUGUUAACUUGAAAGGAGAUGUAGCCACUGGCCAAGCAGACGCCAAGCGCAAAAUGUGGAAACUAAAAAGCUUUGGCAGCUUGAGGAACGUCAGUAAGACAGACGAGGACAACUUUGAUUUCCUGAUUGUGUCGAGCACGGGCCAGACAUGGCACUUUGAAGCCCAAAGUGUGGAAGAGAGAGACUCGUGGGUCCAAGCCAUUGAGAGCCAGAUCCUGGCCAGCCUGCAGCUGUGUGAGAGCAGCAAAAACAAGGCUCGUAAGAACAGUCAGAGUGAAGCGGUGGCUCUGCAAGCGAUCCGAAACGCAAAGGGCAACAACUUCUGUGUUGACUGUGACGCUCCAAAUCCAACCUGGGCCAGUCUGAACCUGGGCGCUCUCAUCUGCAUUGAGUGUUCUGGGAUUCACAGAAAUCUGGGGACACAUGUGUCGCGGGUUCGCUCCCUGGACCUGGAUGACCUGCCUCGGGAGCUGACGCUGGUGCUCAGUGCCAUCGGUAACCACAUGGUCAACAGUAUAUGGGAGGCGUGCACGCUGGGCCACCGUAAACCAACACCUGGUGCAACACGAGAGGAGCGGGAAUCAUGGAUCCGGGCCAAAUAUGAGCAGAAACUGUUUGUGGCGCCGUUGCCUCCUCCAACUCCCAGUGAGGUGCCAGACCUCACGCUGGCUGGUCGACUUCUCUUGGCAGUGAUGGGUCACAACCUUCCAAAGCUGCUGCUCCUUCUGGCCCACUGCACUAAGGAGGACAUUAACGCCCCUCUGAGCCUAGGUCUCUCCUCCAGGUCGCUCCUCGCGCUGCGCUUGCCUGGCUCUGCCCUUCACGCUGCCUGUCAGCAGGCUGACGUGGUCAUGACACAGCUCCUCAUUUGGUACGGUUGUGAUGUUCAAUACCGGGAUGCUCAGGGGCAGACGGCACUGGCUGUGGCACGAAGCGUAGGCAGCCAGGAGUGCAUUGACAUCUUACUCCAGUGUGGUUAUCCAAAUGAACCAACCCCGUUUGCAGCAGUUGCAACAUCUGGCUUUUCUGUUGCUGUGACGCCAAGCCUGACGGUUGCCACAACACUAAAGGUUUCGCAUAAAAGCGGUGGCACCAGCUUGAGCUACAGCAGCUCCAGAAGAGCGGUGUCGUAAUCCAGAUGUGCCGCGGCACAGAUUCCUGAGUGUGAGCUUCGUGUCCGUCUCCCAGCAAGUCUCUUUGCCUACGUCGUGUCCCGUGUGCUCACACAGGCCUGCGGGACAGAUUGGCACAAUGCCAGAUGUUGCCCUCUUGAAGCCAGAUAUGAUUUCAAAGAUCACUGAAACGUGUCACAGGGACACACUCAGUUUGCUGUUGUGGUUUAACAUUUCCUGACUGUGCUUCGUAAACUCAGAAAAAAGAUAUCAUUCAUAUUUCCUCAUGCAGUACAUGUAAAUUCAGUUAUCAUUCUCCUCCGCUCGGUUAAGAAGGCCAAAUCACCUUUAGCCUCAAAUUUAUCAGAGCAUAAGAAGUGAAGAACUGCAAUAAGUUUGUUGUUUGACAGACGGACGUCUCUGUGUUAGUGUUGCUCCGUCUGCUUGAAAUCUCAACAUUAAAGAUAUCAGUGGUUAAGUUUAGUCACUAUAAAUUCUAAAUACAUAUACUGUGGAUUAAUGCAGCUGGUCAUUCAGCCAUUUAAAAGUGUAAGUUGAUUUUAAAGGAACAGGGAAUCAGUUGUAAAGAGAAUCAAAGUAACUGUAUAGAAUUGCACUGAUAAAACAGUAUUACUAGAACUGGAAAAUUUUAAAGUUGCUUAAUUUUCCAGAUGAAUAAUGUAUGAAGUGUACAGUUAAUUCUGUGUAUAAAUCUAAAAAGAUUACUGUUCAAAGAUUUACAGAUUGGCUUUGUUUUGGUCAUCGCUUGAUUAUCUGAGAUUUCUAUGUUAGGUAUGGUAACUGGUAUGGUUGUAUCGCUGUGUGUGACAUAGGCACUGUACGUGAUGUUGGUAUUUGGAGAAGGAAUGACUUAACUGCGGGUCAUUGUCACUUUAGUGUAAUUAGGUCAUAUUAUUUGUGGGUAUGAAGACAGCAAGGGCUACGGCAAUCUGACAUUUGACCCCAAUGACCUUGACCUUCAUCCAAAUCAUUGACCUCUGGGUGACCAUUCCAGAGCAAUUCUGAAAUCUUCUGAAGUGUGUGCCAGAUUUGGUCCAAAUCAUGUUGAAAAUCAAAUUCAUUGACCGUUGC